This is a messenger RNA of Cokeromyces recurvatus, 1976 nucleotides long. RefSeq names its product glycosyl transferase family group 2-domain-containing protein. NCBI's taxonomy places the organism in Eukaryota, Fungi, Mucoromycota, Mucoromycetes, Mucorales, Mucoraceae. The transcript is spliced from 3 exons. The record is from RefSeq and is a predicted model, not a curated record. Bases 45 to 1769 code for a protein of 574 amino acids.
AAAAAAAAAAAAAAAAAAGAAAAGCAAAGAAAAGGAAGAAGAAAAUGGUGUGGAAAUUGGCUGAUGAUCCAUUUGAGUAUAUCGCUCCAGCUGUUUGUAUCGGCUCAGUCAUUUUAAUCCCUUUGGGUCCUCUUUAUUUUCCUCGUCUUUGGAUUCUUUUUAUUGCCCUUUACUUUAUGACAUUCAUGGGUACACAAAUUAAUCAUUUAAUCAAAUUUAAUAGAACAGCUAAUAAUAUAGUCAAGACAAUCCAAAAUUACAAUGGUUCCUUAAAGAAAAAUAAGGAUAAAAAACAAAACUAUGUUGUUACAGAUAAUGAUCUAAUGGAUAUGGAAGCAGCAGUAGCUUUAAAUCCUACAACGAAUAAUAGUUUUCUUAUUCAUGCAUUUGUUAUACCCAAUUACUCUGAACCAGAAGCCCUUAUUAGAGAUACAAUCAGUCGUAUUGCUUUACACAAGAAGGCACGUACAAACUAUGUAAUUAUUCUUGCUAUGGAAGCGUCUGAAAUUCAUCAUCGAACAAAAUCUGAAAGCUUACGAGACUAUUUUAAAGAUAGUUUCUUAAAAUUUGUAAUUACAAAUCAUCCUUCCGAUCUUCCUGGUGAAGCGAGAGGUAAAGGUUCUAACAUUAGCUAUGCUGCUCGUAAAGGUUGUGCUGAAAUGAUUGAAAGUGGAAUUGAUAAAAACAGAAUUAUGAUCACUAUUGCUGACUCUGAUUCUCAUAUCCCUGAAUUAUAUGUAUUAGAGCUCGAAAAGGCAUUUUCUCGCUCCGAAGAUCCUUAUUUUAGAGUAUAUGCACCCCCUAUUUUCUUUGGAAGAAACUGUUUCGAAGUUCCUGCUGCUGUUCGAGUCACUGAUAUUACAUGGUCCUCUAUGAUUAUGGCGAAUUUAAGUGGUAGUAGAGGAAUUGGUUUCCCUUGCUCUACUUACAGUGUAAGCUGGAAGAUGGCGGAUCGUGUUGGCUAUUGGGACACAGACGCGGAUGCUGUUGGGGAGGAUAUGCAUAUGACUUUAAAAUGCCUUUUCAAAACCGAGGGUCAGGCGCGUAUGAUACCUAUCUUUGUCCCUAUUAACCUUACAAACGUUCAAACGGAGGGCUAUGUGAAUAAUCUAAAGGCUCGUUUUGUUCAAGCUAAACGCCACUACAAUGGUGUUGCGGAUGUAGCAUAUACAUUGCGUCAUGCUCUCAACUUACCUACCUUCUGUGUUGAUGCUACUGAUCUUUGCCUCCCUACGACUCAAGCGGAAAGCGUAUUGUUACCAUCGGACAAGAAAUUAAAUGAUGACCGCUACUCCUCCUCCUUCUGGAUUGAGAAAAUUAUCAUUGUACUCAAGGUAUUAGAAACUCAUUUUAUGCCUGUCACAUCAGGCUGGCUUAUGUUCUUUGCUGUUCCUAUUAUGCAAUUCUUAUUUUAUCCUCCUGAGGGAUAUGGACCCUUUUUAGAGCCCCAUACUAACCCGGUCUUGGUCUCCACAUUUUAUUUACAUAUUUGGAAUAUUUUAAGGGUCAUGACUUUCUUUUUACCUUUCCCACUCUUUGGUACAUUGGCCAUUUAUGAAAGAUUGCAUAGAUUUGUAGAUAUCCAAUUCUUUAAAAAGACAAAAGAUGAAUCGCGUACUUGGAUCAAUUACUUUGACUAUGUCAGUAUGCCUAUCGCCGCGUGGUUAUUUAUGACAUUUCCAUCUAAUAUCGCAUCCUGUAAACGACUCUUAAAGACAAGAGAUCAAUACAUUGUGGCUGAAAAAGUCUUUGUUGAAGGUCGCAAUUAAUGAAGAAUAAGAAGACAGAAAACGUUAUACUUUUUUUUUUUUUUUUCAAUCAUGUAUAUAGAUUUUUUUUUUCUUCCCUGUAUUCUUGAGACAUUAUUUAGAAAUUACUUAAUUUAUAUGUGUACUUAAUUUAGAGCUUUCCCCCUCCCUUUUUCUUUAAAAAGAAAAUAAAAAAAAAUACUAUUCCUUCUUAAAACCACAUUUUUG